Molecule: messenger RNA, 1609 nt
Organism: Ficedula albicollis (Collared flycatcher)
Lineage: Eukaryota; Metazoa; Chordata; Aves; Passeriformes; Muscicapidae
Gene: NECTIN1
Product: nectin cell adhesion molecule 1
Exons: 8
Coding region: 1-1587 (528 amino acids)
Biological process (GO): protein localization to cell junction; heterophilic cell-cell adhesion; homophilic cell-cell adhesion
Cellular component (GO): adherens junction
Source: RefSeq, a predicted model, not a curated record
AUGAGUAUCAGGGAACAGGGGGCAGAGACACCGAGCUCCCCAGCAAGCUGCCACACGUUCUGGGAGGCUCUGGAGCCUUCUGAGCCAGACUGCUUGGCAAAGCUGUUCCUCACCUCGGCGGGGCUGCAAGCUCAGACUGUCUUGGUCAAUGACUCCGUCUCGGGGUUCAUCGGCACGGACGUGGUGCUGCACUGCAGCUUCACCAACCCGCUGCCCAACGUGAAGAUCACGCAGGUGACGUGGCAGAAGGCCACCAACGGCACCAAGCAGAAUGUGGCCAUCUACAACCCCGCCAUGGGCGUGUCCAUCCUCUCCCCCUACAAGGAGAGGGUGAUUUUCAGGAACCCUUCCUUCAAGGAUGGCACCAUCCAGCUGUCCCGGCUGGAGCUGGAGGAUGAGGGCGUUUACAUCUGUGAGUUUGCCACUUUCCCAACCGGCAACCGGGAAGGGCAGCUGAACCUCACCGUGCUGGCCAAGCCCACCAACUGGAUGGAGGGCACCAAGAGGCCGCUCGUCGCCAAGUCCGGCAGGACAGACAAGAUCCUGGUGGCCACCUGCACCUCCUCCAACGGGAAACCCCCCAGCAGCGUCAGCUGGGACACCAGGCUGAAGGGGGAGGCGGAGUUCCAGGAGAUCCGGCACAGCAACGGCACGGUGACGGUGAUCAGCCGCUACCCCCCCCCCCCCCCCCGCGAGGCGCACCGCCAGCCGCUCGCCUGCGUGGUCAACUACCAGCUGGAGAGGUUCACCGACAGCAUCACCCUCAACGUGCAGUAUGAGCCAGAAGUCACCAUCGAGGGCUUUGAUGGCAACUGGUACCUGAACCGCAAGGAUGUGAAGCUGAUCUGCAAAUCUGAUGCCAACCCCCCAGCUCACACCUACGAGUGGAAGCUGCCAAACGGGACCCUGCCAGGGAGUGUGGAGAUCCAGAACAACACCAUCUACUUCAAAGGGCCCGUGUCCUACAGCGUGGCCGGCACCUACGUCUGCGAGGCCACCAACGCCAUCGGGACACGCUCGGGCCUGGUGGAGGUCAAUGUCACAGAAUUUCCCUACACCCCGUCUCCAAUCGAUGAUCACAAAUCCAUGGUGCAGCCGAACAUCCCCACACCGGUGAUUGGGGGCGUAGUGGGAGGCGUCUCGCUGGUCCUGCUGGUGGCCGUGGUGCUCUUUGUGGUGCUGCGGCGCCGGCGGCACACCUUCAAGGGCGACUACAGCACCAAGAAGCACGUGUACGGCAACGGCUACAGCAAGGCCGGCAUCCCCCAGCACCACCCGCCCAUGGCCCAGAACCUGCAGUACCCCGACGACUCGGACGACGAGAAGAAGCCGGGCCCCUUGGGCGGCAGCACCUACGAGGACGAGGAGGAGGAGGCGGGCGGCGAGCGCAAGCUGGGCGGCCCCAAGGCCUACGAGGAGGACGCCAAGAGGCCGUACUUCACCGUGGACGAGGGCGAGGCCCACCCCGAGCCCUACGACGAGAGGACACUCGGCUUCCAGUACGACCCCGAGCAGCUCGACCUGGCCGACAACAUGGUGUCGCAGAACGACGGCUCUUUCAUUUCCAAAAAGGAGUGGUACGUGUAGCUCCACGCCCCCCCCGCCCCCC